CGGCCAGCGACGCACCCAACGCACACGAAGCCGAUUCCGAUUCGAAACCGCCCCCGACGACAGACAGAGACCAGCCAAACAAACCACCUGCAAGGAGCCACAGCGUUCCGUUCGGUCCGGUCCGUACUGUACAACACCAACACAAACACAAGUUACUGUGCAUACAGUCCCGCAGCCGGCCUGAUCUCGUUUGACUCGGCCAUGGGCCUCCGCGACCUCCUCAAGAAGAAGCCGGGGCUUGACGACGACGACGGCGACGAUCACGGCCACGGACAAGGCCACGGCUCGCGCCUCGCCACGCCCGAGUUCACGUUUGUCCGCUCCGACACAUACACGGAGGAGGUCAUCCACCCGCCCGGCGCACCGCCCGGCAGCGGCCCCGACGGCGACGAUGCCUCGUCGUACCUGACAGUCGACUCCAAGUCGGGCAGCAAGUCGCGCCUCAGCGGCGUCUUCCGCAGCAGCGCCCGCAGCCGUAGCGAGUCCGUGUCGAGCAGCAAGAGCGCCUCGACCGGGGGCAAGCGCCUGUCGCAGCGCCUGCACCUGAGCCGCAGCCCCGCCAGCUCCGAGAACGUACCCGAAGACCUGCCCGAGAUUAGGCUGCCCGCCGGCGCCGACAAUGACGAGGGCACCGAGCUGCAGUGGGAGGAGCGCGCCACCAUCCUGGCCCGCAAGAACGAGGAGAACCGCAGCCGCCCGGCCUCGCCCACCCGCGGCGUCAACUACGACCUCGCGCACUUGCGCAUGGGUGGCGGCGACGGGUCGAGCGAGGAAGCCCCGCCCUCGAUCCCCGGCCCCCAGAAGGGCGUCGUGUCUUCCAAGGCCAUCGACGAGGACAUCCAGGAAGCCAUCCGCCUUCACGAGGCCGGCAUGCUGGAAGAGUCGACGGCGCUAUUUGGCCGGCUCGCGGAUCCCAAGGGCGCCAACAACCCGCUGAGCCAGGUUUUGUACGGGCUCGCUCUCAGGCACGGAUGGGGAUGCACCCCCGACGCGGCGGCGGCCGUCAAGUACCUCUCUGCUGCGGCGUCAAACGCCGCCGAGAUCGAGCAGCUCGCGCUGCAGGCGGGUCUGAAGAAGGGAGGAGCGGCCAAGGGCGAGCUCGUCCUGGCCAUCUUCGAAUUGGCGAAUUGCUUUCGCCACGGCUGGGGGAUUCCUAAGGACCCAAUCGCCGCAAAGCAGUACUACGAGACGGCCGCAAACCUGGGAGACACUGACGCAAUGAACGAGGUCGCGUGGUGCUAUCUCGAGGGAUAUGGGACCAAAAAAGACAAGUUCGCCGCCGCGAGAUAUUAUCGCCUGGCCGAGAAGAACGGGAACAAGAUCAUUGGCAACACCUGGUAAGCCAUUUUAGAUCCAACGUACCUCCAUGUUUCUGUGGGGUCGUCCUGAGAGACAAGAGACUCCAUCUCGUGUCGGCCGUUGAAGAUAACUCGCGAGCCUAUCUUAGUCCCCCCUCCCCUGCAAUGCAUUCAAAGUGCAUGCAUGCAUGUAUGACAGCUUUCCCCACGUCCACAAGCUUCUUCGUC
Messenger RNA from Lasiosphaeria miniovina, 1526 nucleotides. RefSeq lists its product as uncharacterized. The record is from RefSeq and is a predicted model, not a curated record. The transcript has 5 exons. Gene Ontology annotation, cellular component: cell division site. The coding region runs from base 202 to 1341 and encodes 379 amino acids. Gene Ontology annotation, biological process: negative regulation of G2/M transition of mitotic cell cycle. Gene Ontology annotation, molecular function: protein binding. NCBI's taxonomy places the organism in Eukaryota, Fungi, Ascomycota, Sordariomycetes, Sordariales, Lasiosphaeriaceae.